CUCUUUUCCGCAUCUCAUUCGUUGAACAACUCGCGCCGCGGCGCUCUGUAUAGCUGUGCAAAUAGCUCUGUUGUAAAAUCCAAGAUAUGGGUUUCCAGCGAGUGCGCGACCAUCGGCUCGUUAGCGUCGUAGCGCGCCAGGACGGGGAGGGGGGAGGGAACGGCGGGGGAGCGGGCGGCGGGGGAGCGGGCGGCGGGGGCGCGGCAACGGGGGACGAGACCACCCGCGGCGGCACCUCGGCCACGGCGACGACCACCUCGCGUGAGACGGAGACGACCACGGACGCGACCACCACGGAGCAGACCUCGCAGACGCAGGAGACGACGCAGCAGGAGACGUCCACCGCGACCACCACUUCCGAGCGCCCUACGACCACCAGCGAUACCGAGGAAACCACCUCCGAGACCUCCACUGAGGAGACCACGACGGCCAGGACCACCACCCGCCAGCGCACCAGUACCUCGUCCAGCGAUACCGCAACGUCCACCUCGACCACGUCCACCAGGGCGACCACGACAACUGCUGCGGCAACCACAUCCACCUCUGAUGACAACGACGACGAUGCCGCGGAUAGCACCGCCCUUACCUCCUCGUACCACUCUGCGGUGCACACCAGCCCUACCGGGAACAUCACAACCCACACCGUAAGCGCCUCCGAUGGCGCUACCAAGGCAUCCAGCAAUCUCAACACGGGUGCCAUGGCUGGAGGUAUCGCUGGUGGUCUUAUCGGCCUCGCCAUCCUCGUCUUUGGCAUCCUUUACUUCCUGCGCCGUCGCUCCCGCCGCCGUCGUGCAGCCGAGUUUGAUGCGGCGCAGUUCCGCCAAUCCACCUUUGGCGGCCCCAACAUCUUCACGCCUCGCCCGCCCAGUAUGGCCGAGCGCGGUCACCAGUUCGCGCCCAGUGUCAGCUCGAUCGGAACAAACAAUGCUGGGCGUGGUGCCGGUGUCGUCGAGGUAGCGGGGACGGCUGGAGUUGGUGGAUACGCGGAUCUCGAGCGCGAAUCACCCGUUCCCGCCACCACCGCAGCUCACUCCUCUUCGCCGUCGAAGGAGCUGCGCCCUCGGCCCCAGUACACCUUUGGCCAAGUGCCGACAGAGGGCGUCUCGCACGAUGACACGAGCGAGAACCACGGCACAGGCGCGUACGCGUCGGAGCCCCAGCCCCUGGACGCUUACGACCACACAGCGUACGGCGGCUACGCCCACUCUGGCGACCACCAGGCAUACGUCGCACAGGACGGGUACGGGCAGUACGCCUACGACCAGCAAAACGUGGCCACGCAGCCGAACUACUACCAGCAGCACCCAUAUAGCGCUGGUCCCCCGCCCGCCGCGAUGUAGCGUCGUGAGCCGUCGACAAAGGCUCCCGCCCAAAUAAGAAUCUACUCAAAUCGCACUGACCACAAUCCCCCCGCGCCCCCUCCUCGCCUCCUCUUAAUGCCUUCGUUACGCGACCCCGCCGAUGGACUAUGGCGACGUGACGCGUCCCGCUGCGCGGCUGUAGAUUUUCCUGUAGUACCGCACGCCGAGCGCCUGCG
Messenger RNA from Schizophyllum commune H4-8, 1537 nucleotides. RefSeq lists its product as uncharacterized. NCBI's taxonomy places the organism in Eukaryota, Fungi, Basidiomycota, Agaricomycetes, Agaricales, Schizophyllaceae. The coding region runs from base 87 to 1340 and encodes 417 amino acids. The record is from RefSeq and is a predicted model, not a curated record. The transcript is spliced from 4 exons.